AUGUCAGGACCGGGAAAUCAAGCGCUCAACAUCAACAAUGUUGUUGGGCAGCAAGCCAACCUUCAGAUCACAAACCAUGGGUCGGACUGGUAUUACACGGUUUGUGCCAUUAUGGGCAUAUCGGCCGUCGCUUUCAUGGCCCUCGCCUUUAGGAGGCCGCAGAGCCACCGCAUAUUUCACUACAUCACUGCCGGAAUUUGUGCCGUGGCCUGCAUCGCGUACUUCGCUAUGGGAUCCAACCUGGGACAGGUGCCAAUUCAAGCCGAAUUCGUUCGCCCCAACUCCCAUUGGGUCGGCGCGGCUGGCACUCGAGAGAUUUUCUACGCCCGUUAUAUCGACUGGGCCAUUACAACGCCUCUCCUACUCCUUGACCUACUGCUUACAGCUGGUCUGCCCUGGCCCACGAUCCUGAUUACCAUCUUUGCCGAUCUAAUCAUGGUAGUCACUGGACUCAUUGGUGCUCUUACUCGCACAUCCUACAAAUGGGGAUUCUGGACUUUUGGUACGGCAGCGUUCUUGUUCGUUGUGUACACUCUGCUUGGCACUGCUCGCUCCCACGCAAACGCUCUGGGUGGUGAGCCCAAGAAGACGUACAUGAUGUGCGGCGCAUGGCUCACUGGCCUCUGGUUCUUGUACCCCAUCGCUUGGGGCUUGAGCGAGGGUGGCAACGUGAUCCACCCUGACUCCGAGGCCAUCUUCUACGGUAUUCUCGACAUCUUUGCCAAGCCUCUUUGGGGUGCGCUCCUGAUCUGGGGUCACCGCAACAUCAACCCCAGCCAGCUCGGCUUACACAUCCGCAACCCUGAGCAGACUAAUGAGAAGUACAACCAACCCCAGAACGGUGUUCACGGUCCCGACCGAGCGGUUGGCACAAAUGGAGCCGGUGUUCCAACUACUGCUGGUGCUGGCGCUCCUACCGCUACCCCAGCUACCAAUGGUCAUCAGGUUUGA
Molecule: messenger RNA, 951 nt
Organism: Neoarthrinium moseri
Lineage: Eukaryota; Fungi; Ascomycota; Sordariomycetes; Amphisphaeriales; Apiosporaceae
Exons: 2
Coding region: 1-951 (316 amino acids)
Biological process (GO): monoatomic ion transport
Cellular component (GO): endoplasmic reticulum; plasma membrane
Molecular function (GO): monoatomic ion channel activity
Source: RefSeq, a predicted model, not a curated record